AUGCCGGACGAGCUGACGGAGCCCGGGCGCGCCACGCCGGCCCGCGCCUCCUCCUUUCUCAUCGAGAACCUGCUGGCGGCCGAGGCCAAGGGCGCGGGGCGCGCGGCCCAGGGCGGCGGCGGCCGCGAGGACGAGGAGGACGAGGACGAAGACCCGGAGGACGAGGACGCGGAGCGGGCGAGGCGGCGGCGACUCCAGCGGCGGCGGCAGCUGCGCGCGGGCUCCGGGCCGGGCGGGGAGGCGCGGGCGCGGGCUCUGCUGGGGCCUGGCGCGCUGGGCCUUGGUCCCCGGCCGCCCCCCGGCCCCGGGCCGCCCUACGCUCUGGGCUGCGGCGGCACGACGCGCUGGUACCCGCGGGCGCACAGCGGCUACGGAGGCGGCCUGAGUCCGGACACCAGCGACCGGGACUCACCCGAGACAGGCGAGGAGCUGGGCCGCGCUGAGGGCGCCUGGCAGCGGGGCCCCGGGCCGGGCGCCGUGCAGCGCGAGGCGGCGGAGCUGGCGGCGCGGGGCCCGGCGGCCGGCGCGGAGGAGGCGGCGGAGCUGGCGGAGGCCCCGGCGGCGGGGGACGCGCGCGCGGCGGCGGCCGGCGGCCGGAAGAAGAAGACGCGCACCGUCUUCUCGCGCAGCCAGGUCUUCCAGCUCGAGUCCACCUUCGACCUGAAGCGCUACCUGAGCAGCGCCGAGCGCGCCGGCCUGGCCGCCUCCCUGCAGCUCACCGAGACGCAGGUCAAGAUCUGGUUCCAGAACCGCCGCAACAAGUGGAAGCGGCAGCUGGCGGCCGAGCUGGAGGCGGCCAGCCUGUCCCCGCCCGGCGCGCAGCGGCUGGUGCGCGUGCCGGUGCUCUACCACGAGAGCCCGCCCGCCGCCGCCUCCGGGGCGCCCGCCGCGCUGCCCUUCCCGCUGGCGCCCGCCGCGCCCGCGCCGCCCCCGCCGCUGCUCGGCUUCUCCGGGGCGCUGGCCUACCCCCUGGCCGCCUUCCCCGCGGCCGCCUCCGUGCCCUUCCUGCGGGCGCAGAUGCCCGGCCUGGUGUGA
Messenger RNA from Eptesicus fuscus (big brown bat), 1035 nucleotides. It is a transcript of the gene HMX1, whose product is annotated as H6 family homeobox 1. Gene Ontology annotation, biological process: regulation of transcription by RNA polymerase II; negative regulation of DNA-templated transcription. Bases 1 to 1035 code for a protein of 344 amino acids. Gene Ontology annotation, cellular component: nucleus. Lineage: Eukaryota; Metazoa; Chordata; Mammalia; Chiroptera; Vespertilionidae. Gene Ontology annotation, molecular function: DNA-binding transcription factor activity, RNA polymerase II-specific; RNA polymerase II transcription regulatory region sequence-specific DNA binding. The transcript has 2 exons. The record is from RefSeq and is a predicted model, not a curated record.